AUGUAGACUGUCCGCCAGCGACAUUCUGACGUUUUACUCUUCAAUGGCUGUUCUUCUUAUGGUUGCCUAUUGGGCCAAUAUAGUCCCGUAAAAGGCGUCAAACUUACUCAUUGUACGUUCUGGUUGUCGAUCAAAGUAAAUUACAGUGCCGAAGGAAACCAUCAGGGCGUUCGCCUGUAAAAUACAAAAGCUGUGAUUGGAGGUAGCCUCUGUCAAAAGGACAUUUUCGCCAUUAUCAUUGGAUAAAAUUUCAGUCAGUUGGUAUUUUGGGAUUUUGAUUGGAGGAAUCUGUCUGUAGGCGGUAAUGUUACCCUGCGGUCACUGAAGCGCAGUACGGGAGGGCGGAUCAUCAUCGUGGUGGCAGCUACACUCGGAGACUCCCGACAAACUGUCAAAAAUAUUCAGCAAACGAACCAUGGCAGAGCUGGACCUGAGCCUGAGCGAUGCUCUGAUGGACAGUGUGCCCCAGGCUGGCCCGGAGGACCUGGUGGAGAGGGACUUUGUGGCCCAGCUGGAGGCCGAGGCCUUUGACGACCAGGUGGGCGAGACUGUGGGCAAGACGGACUACAUCCCCCUGCUGGACAAUGACGGGAACAGGGCAGAUGCCGACUCUGUGUUGGAGAAUGGCGAGCAGGACGCCCAAGGGGCACAAAAACCUGUUACUGCAGGUUCUAAAGUGACACCUGGGGGACAGACAGCAGCGUCACGCCCAGAACCACAGGGGGAAGUGCGUACCAAUUCAUCAGAGCAGCAAGUCUUUGCAGCCCUCUCAGGCUCCAUGGCAGGCUUCCCUGAUCAUUGGAGCUCCCAGACCAACAACCCGCCCCAGAUGAUGGACAGUGGACUGAUGGGAGAUUCUUCAGGUUUCUCCCAGCCUGCUAUGGGGACGGAGAUGGGGAUAGCUCCACUAUCGACAGAGAGGCCUCCCAGCAUCGCAGAGCCCCAGAAGCCCCCACCUCAGGCAGCCAACACACUCAAGGACAUGUCUGCAGGUGCCCUGGGCGAUGGCUGGCCAGACGAGGCUUGCAUUCCCACCGACCUGCCAUUCACCCAAAGCGUCUCCACAGUGAUCAGUCGCCAUGCCAGCCACCUGGCGGCCAGCCCCGAGGACCGCCCUGACUCUGGCUGGCCCCUCCGAGAGGCCUCGGCGGUGGGGGAGGAGAGGGAAAGCAACGAAGGAAACGACCGCAAACAACAGCAGAAGAAGAAGAAGAAAAGGAGGCCCCGGGAUGAUGUGUACGACCUGGUAGAGAACAGGGACCACCCGGAGGCUCAGGCUGAAAACACACCCCUGUCAGAGGGCCACCACAGAGUCUCCCCCCGCAAGGACAGGGACAGGAUGGAUGGAGGCUGGGAGCGCGAAGAGCCAGGGAGAAGUGGAGGCAGGGGAAAGAGGGGCAAGAGCAGGAAGAAGCUUCCAGAAGAGUGGGGAGUCACAGCUGAGCCCUUCGUGCCCUCUUCUGCCUCCUCUGCCAAUGACCUCCCUGAAGGGGUGUUAGACCAACUAGUGCCCCCCAUCACCCAUUCCCAGCCCCUGGAGAACCCCUACUCCAACAAGGGGCUGAGUCCUGCCAGUGAGGAGUUCUACGGGGGCCUCUUCCCUCCAUCUCUCACCCAGGACCUGCUCUCUCUCACAGCUCCCACCUCCCCUCCACCGGCCUUGGGCUGUGAGCUCCUGCCUACCGCCCCUGUCUCCAUGCCCACCAGUCAGGGAGACUUCUCGCCCAAGAACACCUUCCCUAUGGCCUCAUGUCCAGGAGACCCAUUCACUGCUAGCUACCAAGACCUGCUAAUGGAUACAGAGAACGCUAGCAUGGGCAAUGCCAAAGAGGCUUUCUCCACAACCUUUCCCCUAGAUUCCCCAGUUCAUGAGUCGGGUGUCAAGGUGGUGUUUGAUCAUGACACCCCCAUGCACGAUGUCCAUAUGAAAAAUGCCUUAAGUUUAAGCCUCACCCGCCAACCAGAUCGUGGCCUGCCCCCAUUGGAGAAGUUCAGUGAGCUCACAGCGACCGCUCCCCCUUUCUCCCCCUCCGACAGCUCCUGGCUCAUCAAUGACUCCAACUUCAACAACGACUCCUUUGAGUUCAGUGACAUCACUCCAGGGCGCCCACUACCGCUUGGCCUAGCCUUCGACACACCCAGCCCAGCCCCCCUCCGCUCCCCCAAAACCAUACCCGAAUAUCACCCCAGGGAGGGCAAAUCCCCAUCACAGAAUAUACCCACGAAGUCCCCCUCCUCCUCUUCCACCAAAAGCCCCACCUCCCCGGGGUCUGGUCUGAACCCCGCUGCCAAGCCCUUCUUCCCCAGCUUUGCCGAACUCACGGAGCCCCUGGUGGUGGUGGCCCCCAUGUCUGAAGUCAAAUCAGAGAAGAUGGACAAACCAGAGAAAGAGGAGACGAUGGACCACUUUGAGAAGUUGAACCAAUUUGACAUGUUGGAUAAGCUCGAUAAAGUGGAGAAGAAGGAUUCGACUGGGAAGACUGAGGCGUCAGUGAAGGUGGCGUAUGCAGGACCACUGGACAAAGGAGAGAAGAUGGGUCAAAUGGACAAGGCAGAGAAAACGGAAAAGCUGGAGCCGGCAGAAAAGGUAGACAAAGAAGAAAAAACAGAGAAGGUGGAUAAAAUGGAUAAGGGCGACAACACAGACAAGGUAGAGAAAACUGACAAAGUAGAGAAGAUGGACAAGGUUGAAAAGCCUGAGGAGACAGAACAGAAUAUUGAAAAAAUGGAGAAGACCCCAGAGAAACCGGAGGCAGAGGUGAAGUUGGACACAUUUGAUAAGAUGGAAACACAGCCUGGCAAGAUGGAAACACAGCCUGGCAAGAUGGAAACACAGCCUGGCAAGAUGGAAACACAGCCUGGCAAGAUGGAAACACAGCCUGGCAAGAUGGAAACACAGCCUGGCAAGAUGGAAACACAGCCUGGCAAGAUGGAAACACAGCCUGGCAAGAUGGAAACACAGCCUGGCAAGAUGGAAACACAGCCUGGCAAGAUGGAAACACAGCCUGACAAGAUGGAAACACAGCCUGACAAGAUGGAAACACAGCCUGACAAGAUGGAAACACAGCCUGACAAGAUGGAAACACCGCCUGACAAGAUGGAAACACAGCCUGACAAGGAGAAGACAGAUCAUGUUGGAAAGGUAACAGUAACAGGUGAGAAAGUAACAGAAAAUGUUGAGAAGCCCAAAGACAACGUUGAGAAGGAGGAUAAGAAGCCAGAGCUGGCUCAGAAAUUAAACAAGCAGGUUAAGGUGGAGAAAUCGGAGAAAAAAGAGCUGAAAAGUCCUGAGAAAAAGACGGACAAGAAAUCAGAGACCGCUGAUAAGGCCAAAAAACCUGCAAGUAAACCCUCGACCAAUGGGAGCAGUGCCGCACCAAGCAAGGACCUGCCCAGUCCAGACAAGAAGACCAAGCCUGUCGCCGGGGCAACCAAACUGAGCGCCGCUAAGCCACGGCCGAGCUCGGCAGCAUCCACUGGUGCUGCCGCCCCCAAACGCCCCACCCCUUCCUCCACCUCCACCACCACCUCAGCCACCCUCCUCAACAAAAAAACGCCCGUGCCCAAGGCCCCUACUCCCACUGCUGGCCCCAAGCGGCCUUCGUCCACAGUCAGCCGACCCACAUCCGCAGCCACCACCUCCACCACUGAGCCACGUGAGGUCAAGCCCAAGACGACCACAGAGAGGCGUCCUCUAGUGCCAAAGGCCACCGCCGCCUCCACGGCUCGAACUGCUGCCCCCAAAAACGGCACUGCCACCACGGCAACCAGUAAACCAGCCACGGCGACCCGCACUCCCAUUGCAUCCCGCACUGCCGGCAGCGUACCCGCAACCAGACGCCCUCUGGCAUCAAAGACUGACAGCAAGCCAGGAGAGGACAAGAAGCCCAGCACUCUGAAGUCAACAACAGCAGACUCCACCCGGCCCCGGACCAGCACCACCCGCAGCUCUAUAGCUAGCACCACCAGCGCCGCCCCCCGUGUCCGCCCCUCCACCACCAAACCUGCCCCCUCCUCCUCCUCCACAGUAUCAGAGAAGAAGCCGGCUGUGCCCCGCGUCCCCCGUCCCACCUCCACCACCACCACGGGUAGUGCCAACGCCACGCGUACCACCUCCCGCCCAGGCACAGCCCCCGCACCAGACAUUCGCAAUGUGCGCUCCAAGAUCGGCUCCACGGACAACAUGAAGUACCAGCCCGGAGGGGGGAAGGUCUCUGGCAGGAGCGACGCCCUGGCCAAAGGCUCCUCCUCCAAAGAGACCAGCGAGGCCAAAGUUCAGAUAGUCUCCAAAAAGCUGGACUUCAGCCACGUCACCUCACGCUUGGGUUCCAAGGACAAUAUCAAGCAUGUUCCUGGUGGAGGGAAGGUACAGAUACUCAACAAGAAGGUGGAUCUAAGCAAAGUGACAUCGAAGUGUGGCUCCAAGGCCAACAUCAAACACAAGCCUGGGGGCGGCGAUGUGAAGAUCGAGUCCCAGAAAGUGAACAACAAGGAUCAGGCUAAAUCCAAAGUGGGCUCAAUGGACAACCUCUGUCAUGAGCCCGGUGGUGGCAACAUCAAGGCUGAGGGAGCCGAGAAGACGGCAGAGGAAAAUGGGGCUCCCUCCAGUGAUGCCUCAGCCAAGGUGCCAGGGCAGGCAAGCAGCCCCGCCCAGGAGAAUGGGGUGAAGGAGGGUGCCCCCUGCGGAAGCCAGGGCAUCCAUGACCCCCAGGGCUUUGACUCGCGCAUCCCUGAGACAAGCUUCUAAUUCUUCUUUGUGCUAUCCAUCUACCCCCUUCAUCUUAACCCCCUCAACAUCUCCUAUGUCCCCCACUCCUCUCUCCUUCUCUCCUCUUUUCCAUUCUUUCUGUCCCAUUUACACACUUCCUGCUGCAGAUUGAGUCUUUCAAGCUCAACUUCCGCGAGAACGCCCGCUCUCGCACGGACCACGGCGCCGACAUCAUAACCUGGCCAGCCCCGGGAGACAGCCCCUCACACCCACAACGCAGCGUCUCUCUCAACGACUCCCUGACUUCUGCUGGCUACCCCCGCUGCCCCCUCCCUCCUCCCCCCACUGGGACAGGGGGGCAACGGCACGCUAGCAGGACUCAGGUCAUGACCCUCAAUCCCACAUCCAAACACCUCACCCAUGUAUCAUUCUCUUACUACGCCUGAACCUGCGCUUACCUACCUACCGCUGUCCUGUGUUCCCAUUGGAUGAGCUGACAUUGUACAUACAGUAGACCAAGCUUCAAGCAGGUUGGGAUAACAUUGGGAGGGGAACGGAGGCUUGCCAUGUUAACUGUGAAGUCUAAUUCAUGUUUCCUUACCUCUCCAAGAGCAUAAUAUGGCAGUUGCAGCGUACAGUAGCAAAAAUCAGUCUUAUCCAGUAUUACAGUACGUCCUAGUGCCGUUUUAGUGAGAGUAAUCUACCAGGCAUCGCCAGCCCUGAACACACCUGUUUGGUUCACAUAGACACCCCCAAUGGGAAACCUUCCUAGACUCACCUGUGGGUUAUGUACGCAGACUAAUAUGUGUGUAGAGCCCUUUUACUUGUCAGCAUGUAGGGCUGUGGUGUGUUCCCAAUAACCAUUGAUUAAUUGACUCACUAUUCACCAACCAUCGACUCAUUCACUCACUGCCUCACCUCCCUCCUCUCUCAUAUCCAUGUACCCAGAGUCCAGACCCCUCUUUUUCACUGUCCAAGGGUUAAAUACCUUUUGUUUUUAAAGAGCACUCACAAAAUAUUAGUAAACUAGUAGACUGUACUUGAACAGUAGGCUAUUUAACUCUCUUUUAAACGGUGUGUUUGUGAUGGUGUGUUUGAUUGAAUAAUACUGUAACAAUGAGCUGUGGCGUUCUGUUCUGUUUACUUUUACAUUAGUUUAUUUUCCUCAUCAGCUUAGUUUUAAGGUUUGUUUCAUUGUUUUCUUCUUUCGUUUUAUUUCUCGUGUAAGAAAUACGGUGGAUGGUCUCUUUACCAACAGGGCUCAGAAAUCCUCUUGAAUACACACACAUAUAUUUUUCUCGAAACAAAGGCACACAGUCAUGAAGAUGCGACUCCGUUUAGGGCGUUGAGACUGAGAAAGCAUGUCAGGGGUGUGACGAGGGAGACAAAGACAGAUCAAAAGGGAGACAGCGAACACUGAGGCGUAGUGACGUAAAGACGUGUCCUCUUCAGUGUGUUAAGACAACAAUGUGAUGUGUCAGAAUAGUGCUGUCUAGGAAAACUCCAGAGGGUAAUAGAAUGUUAAGAUGAAUUAUGUGAAGGAAAGUGUCUUGGAGGUUGGUGGAGCGAUGUGUCUUGUACUGUACGUGCCUCCUGUCCUGCUUACCUGAAACUGGGAUGGGACUCGGGCUGGAAGCUCAAGCUGAUGGACCCUUGUCCCUGGAGUGACACAGACAGACAGAAUGUCAUAGUUGAAAAUGAAACCGCAUGGUGGCACUGUAGUUUGAUUAGGAUUUAGAAUAAUCGUAUUUUGUGACCAGUCCUGCUUGUUGUCCCAUUUCAGCUGUUUUCUGAGGGUUCUGGUAAAGUGUUAUUGACAGUAAUAAGAGGACUUGCUGAAGGACUUGUUGGAACAUUAUUAGAGGUUCUGCUGAAGGACUUAUUUUUGUCAGGCUGUUGGCAGUGGAACAUUCAAUGUGGCUUAUUUUACUUGUAGCAAUGUAUCCAACAAUUGCCUCCAAUUGCCUUUUUCGUGCAUGGCCAGGUAAUAUCAUGCCCAGAGCAGAAAGCCUAUGUGCAUUAUGACUUGCAGUGUUGUGGUUCAGUAUAUUUGUCCUUGGGGGAAAUAGUCGGUGUUGUAUCUUCUUUUUUUUAACAGUGGGCAGGAAGAAAAUUGGGGGCUGUCAAUUUGAUUCUAAAUUCUAUUGCAGUUUGGUAUAUUAUAUAAUUCAGCUAUAAAAUCGUCAUGUUUUUUAAAUGUGUUGAGCUCAAAAUAAGGACAGUACACCAGGUACUCUUUUUGAGGAAUUAUUCCCCCCCCCCCCCCUAGAUAUGGAAACUAUUAAAAUGACCUUAAAUUCUUGAAUAUAUUAAAGAGGGUGUGUAAUGGUAAUGUGUAUUUGAUGAAAGGUAAAGCUGUCUCUCCACACACUGAUUUACUCCCAUAUUGUUCCUAGGAUAUCCAUGAAAUAUUGUUUAAAAGACAUCGUGAUUAAUUUAAUUUAAAAACAUAAUUACAAUCUAUUGAGAUGUGUGGAAUAGGCCUAAUACCCAGAGCCAAAAAAAAAGUCAAUUUAAAUGUUUUAAGAAAAUGGUCAAUACAUUUUAUUGUUAUCAACAAGAUGUUAUUUUAAAAUUGGAGAGGUUUGUAGAUAUUGAUAUUUGAGCGGUUUUGUAGUACAGCAGUGAUUGUUGUAAGAGGAACGGCUGCUGAGGUGGAUCGUAGUAUCGCCUCUGAUCCUCAUCUGAUAGAGAAAUUUCAAUAUUACCACUGAUCCUGACUUACCACACUCACUGGUAUGUUCUCUCUGAGAUUGCACACGGUUGUAUAUAAAUAGAUAUUUUACUGUUUUAUACACUUUCGCCACAGGAAAAAAAAUAAUAAUAUGAAAACAACAAUGAUGGUAAUAAGGAUGUUACGUACAGCUUUUAUGUUAAUAUGUCUUUAACAGUUUUAAUGGUAAGGGGUAUCAUUAUUGUUAUUGAGCAAGUCUGCCUUUUUUCCAAGAAAAGGGCUGCUGAAGUGAAAGAAUGUUAUAGAGAUAUAAUGUUCUAUAGAUGCAACACUUUUGUAUUUAUCUUGUGUUCCCAUAGCGACAUGGUGGUUGGGUCAGUGGGGAGUGUUUGAGGGGUUAUACACAUGGGAGGCAUAAUGAGGUCUGGUCCAGUUUGUGGAUUGCUGUCUAUUGAGCAGUGUUUAUUUCACAAAUUGUAAGAGUUUUGUUAACUUUCACAUAACCUUUGUCCAUCCCCACAACCCCAGUCUUAAGAAAUGAAAAUACUCUUAUUUACAGGUAGACCUUCAGAUGUGAUUUUGACAUUGUAGGAUACAGUGACCUUCUUGUGUUGAUUUGAAAACAAGAUACGUGCAACAUGGAAGGGAUUGAAACUAAUGUGUAGAAUUGCACUGUAUAACAUGCCAUUGUGGUGCAGGGCUUCCUGUUAAAGCAGGAAGUGGGAUUAGAAGUCAGGUCAUAUCUGUCAUUUAGGAAUAUUGUUGCCCUUGCCCUACACGCACGCACACACAGAAACACACACACACACUCUGUCCUGGAGUGUCAUGGAGACGUCCGCGCCCUAACACACCCUUAUGUAAGGCUAACAGUAGCUGUCAGGUUUGGCUUGUGUUACUUAGAGCUCUCCAGUAAUGCUACAAUGAGCUCCAUAGAUCUGCUUCUUCCGCUAGCGCACACCCAAUGUGCAAGUGUACUCAUAGAAAACACCUAUUUAAGAGCAUGCAGAAACAAAUGGAAUGUGUUCCGUAGACUUAUGUCAUUCGCAGAAUUUGUCAUUUGCAGAAUUUGUUUUUUUGUUUUUCAUUCAUUUUGAAUUGACAUUUUUGGUUUGAAAGAAGUGUUUAUUGUGAUUAAUUGUUAAUUAGUGAUGUGAUUAUUAAACAUUAAAAAACAAAAUGUUUAAGA
Oncorhynchus mykiss (rainbow trout) is the source of this 8568-nucleotide messenger RNA. RefSeq lists its product as uncharacterized. The record is from RefSeq and is a predicted model, not a curated record. Gene Ontology annotation, biological process: microtubule cytoskeleton organization; neuron projection development. Gene Ontology annotation, cellular component: neuron projection. Gene Ontology annotation, molecular function: microtubule binding. Lineage: Eukaryota; Metazoa; Chordata; Actinopteri; Salmoniformes; Salmonidae.